Molecule: messenger RNA, 600 nt
Organism: Salvia hispanica
Lineage: Eukaryota; Viridiplantae; Streptophyta; Magnoliopsida; Lamiales; Lamiaceae
Source: RefSeq, a predicted model, not a curated record
AUGCACCAAUUUUGCAAGCGCCUAGUCUUCAAAGGUGCUAAAACAACUUUUGCUCUCACCAAAUUCAUCAUCAAAUCCUUCAAUCCAAAGUCCGACUCCGUCGCCAUCGAAGCCAUCUCAGAUGGCUUCGAUGAAGGAGGUUUCGGACAAGCAUCCGAUGUGUCAGACUAUUUGACGCGUAUGGAAAAGGCCGGCUCGAAAACCCUGGAGGAUCUCAUCCAAUCAUAUCAAAGCUCUAAUAACCCCAUUGAUUGCAUAGUUUAUGAUGCCUUUUUGCCAUGGGCUUUGGCAGUGGCCCAAAAAUAUGAUAUCAAAGGAGCUGCUUUUUUCACUCAAGCUUGUGUUGUGAAUUAUGUGUAUUAUUAUGCCCACCAUGGCCUGCUGGAGCUUCCGGUGACGGCCGCCUCGACGCCGGUGGAGCUGCCGGGGCUGCCGCCGCUCGAGCUUCCGGACCUCCCGUCGUUCAUAUACAAGCAUGGGACUUAUCCGGCUUACUUUGAGAUGGUGUUGAGUCAAUUUUCGAAUUUGGAGAAGGCUGAUUUUGUGGUCGUCAAUACGUUUUACAAGCUGGAAGAAAAGAUGACAAAAUCGUGGGGCUAG